UUCCCAGCACCCCACCUCACUCCCCCCCACAAUGGAACCCCCGAGGAUCAACACGACCGCAGGGGCAUCAGCAUCUGCACCACUUGCAGGACUUGCUGUCGGAGGAGGGAAUGCAGUGGAGGCCGAGGGAGUGGUGACACCGGGCAUGAUCUCGCCGCUUCAAGCUCAUACGGUUCGUCUUCGUCAUAUGAAAGAGGUCAAGAGCUUUCUCCUCGCACCGGCUAUGCUCGAAGAAGAGGUAGAGUUGCUGGGAAAGGCCAUCAUUGCUGCCUUUCCAAAAAUCAUCUCUCGCUCGCCAAACACUCCAAAGUCUGUCAAGAUCACAGGCGUCAUGUCCGAAGCUGGCGUGGUCUCUCCGCUCCAUCUCCUCGCCCGCAUGCCUCAUAUCUUUACCGGCACUCCAUACUCGGUCCUCGUAGUUGGUGAUCGGGAAGUCAUUCAGACGGCUUCGGGCGCUGCGCUUCCGCCUGGAUGGGAGAUGCGGAUCCACGAGAACGGCCAGCCGUUCUUCAUCGACCACAACACCCAGAAGACGACUUGGCGCGAUCCGCGUGUGCCGGACCCGCUCUCGCCCAACCCUGACGAGGCGGCCGCGCCGACGUACGCCGCGGUCAUGUCGGUGAAGGACCUUGCCCACGCCACCCACUUUGAUGAGGUCGAGGUCUCGGAGCUCCUCGAGGUCUUCCGCAACGAGGCCGCUUUUCGCGAGCAGCGCGUCCCAAUCGACGGCGGUAGCGACGACGCGGGCGCGGCCGGUGCCGGCGCCGGCGUCUCGCUUGCUCCGGUCUCUAACGGCAAGGCCAACGUCGACUCGUCGUCGUCGUCGUCGUACUACUCGUCGUACUCGUCGUCGGAGAACGAUCCCGACGCCGGCAUCGAGAACCAGGAGUUUGAGACAGACUCAUCCGACCUCACGUAUUCGGCGUCGGACGACUCGCAGCGCGAGGCCAAGAACCAAAUCAUCCGUGAGCGCCGAGAGCAGAAGCGCCAGCGGUUUGACGCCCACAAGGCUGCCCGCCUCCGCCGCCUCGAAGAGCGCGCCGCCCGCAAGGCUGCCCGCAAGGCCGCCAAGGCCGAGGCCAAGGCUGCCAAGGCCGCGAGUAACGCGUCCGAUGCCGCGCCUGCCGCCGCUAGAGCCUCGAGCUCGGCCGCCGCGGCGGGUGCGACCCGCGAGGUCAUGGUCCUCGACGCGGCCGGCUUUGAGCGGGCGCUGACCAAGCUGCUUCCGGCGAGCCUGCCCGAAGAGGAGCGGAACCAGGCCACUGCUGCCCUCCACCGCCUCUUUGGCCUCUUUGACCGCGACGGCUCGGGCACUGUUGAGUUCCACGAGUUUGUCGUCGGCGCAUCGCUCCUCUGCGGCGGCUCGCAGGAGGCCAAGCUCGCCGCCCUCUUUGACGUCCUCGACGAGGACAAUGACGGCGGCAUCGACUCGGACGAGCUUCUCUCGUACUUUAAGUCGCUCCGAUCCGUCUUUGAGGGCUCGUCCGGCAUCUCCCCCGUCGGCCACACCGACGCCGAGCUCGCCGCAAACGUCGCCGAGUGCUUUGCCACCGUCGACACCAAUGGUGACGGCGUCAUUGACGCGGACGAGUUUGCCGUCUGGGCCCAGACAAAUCCGCCGUGCCUCCGCUGGAUGGGUGUCUGGUCGCGGGUCGAGUCGCUCGAGGCCGAAGCCGCCACGCCCUCUUCCAAGUCCUCGUGCGCCAUCAUGUGACGCCUUCGAUCGCGCACCCUCUCCGCAUUCCGGUAAACCACGGACACGACCA
Molecule: messenger RNA, 1766 nt
Organism: Thecamonas trahens ATCC 50062
Lineage: Eukaryota; Apusomonadida; Apusomonadidae
Product: recoverin family protein
Exons: 2
Coding region: 32-1714 (560 amino acids)
Molecular function (GO): protein binding; calcium ion binding
Source: RefSeq, a predicted model, not a curated record